This is a messenger RNA of Heteronotia binoei (common prickly gecko), 2103 nucleotides long. RefSeq names its product zinc finger protein 883-like. Lineage: Eukaryota; Metazoa; Chordata; Lepidosauria; Squamata; Gekkonidae. The transcript has 4 exons. Gene Ontology annotation, biological process: regulation of transcription by RNA polymerase II. Gene Ontology annotation, molecular function: DNA-binding transcription factor activity, RNA polymerase II-specific; RNA polymerase II cis-regulatory region sequence-specific DNA binding. Bases 1 to 2103 code for a protein of 700 amino acids. The record is from RefSeq and is a predicted model, not a curated record.
AUGAGCUUCAAGGCCGGGAAGGGGAAGGAGAAGGAACAGGAAUUUCUCAAACCUGACCGUAUCUCUGACGUGGAAAAAGGUGAAGAUUUAUUAGCCUUUGACUCCGAGGAGGAGGAGAGGCCAGCAGGUGAUUGGGAUGCUGUGGAAUAUUGCAGGGAGUUCUCCGGAGUAUUGUUAGAAACAACCGUGCACGAAACGGAUGAGGCCUUUGGGCUUCAAGGGGGAUCGAAGAGGAAGAAGAGGUGCCCAACUUGGAUCAGGAAGGAUAAAUUCAUUGCUGGAGAGAGUGGCGAGAUCCAUGUGACAUCAAUCCAAGAACAACACUGCGAAAGAAAGACAGGAAAGAAGAGCCUUUUGGCGGAGGAAACAUUCCACUUGAAAUCCAGCCUUAAUCCGUCUAGCAAAGCCCAUACAAGGGAGAAAGGCCUCAAGUGCUGGGAGUGCGGAAAGAACUUUGCGAACGGCCUCAGUUUAAAGGCGCAUCAAAGAUGCCACACAGGAGAGGAGCUGUAUAAAUGCUCAGGCUGUAGCAGCUGUUUUUCUGAUAAGUCGAGUCUCACUAAGCAUCAGCAGCUUCACAGUAUGGAGAAACCACAUUAUUGGGAAUCUGAAAAAAACUUCACAGACAAUGGAAAGCUCAGUGAACGUCAAAGGUCUCAUUUAGGAGAGAAUCCACAUGAAUAUUUGGGGUAUGGAAAGAGUUUCCUGUUGAGUUCACAACUUGGUGAGCAUCAGAGAACCUAUGAAGGGACAUACCCAUUUGAGUGCCUAGAGUAUGGGACAAGUUUCAAUGAUGGUGAACACCUGACUUCAACUCAGAGAGCUUACACAGAAGAGACCUGUCAGACGGAUGCCUUUCUUUCCCAUCGAAGAGUCCACACAGGGGGAAAGAGUUAUAAAUGCUCAGAUCCACAGAGCCCAGUUCUUGCUUCCCGUGAGAGAAUACCCAAAGAUGAAAAACCGUACAAAUGCUUGGAAUGUGGGAAAGGUUUCCAGCGUAGCUCACACCUUGCCGUACAUCAAAAUACUCACACCGGAGAGAAACCAUAUACUUGUGCCGAAUGUGGGAAAAGUUUCAGCCAGGAAGCCAACCUCUAUUUACAUCAAAGGUGUCACAAUGGGGAGAAACCAUACGAAUGCCUAGAGUGCGGAAAGACCUUCAAGUUGGGCCAGGCCCUAAUUACACACCAGAGAAUACAUACAGAAGAGAAGCCACAUCGGUGCGCAGAGUGCGGAAGGAACUUCAGACACAGCAACACCUUGAAAGCCCAUGAAAGAAUGCACACAGGAGAGAAGCCAUAUAAAUGCCUCGAGUGCGGGAAGAGCUUCAGACAGAACUCGCACCUUAGUCAACACCAAAGAAUUCACACCGGGGAGAAGCCAUAUAAGUGCUUGGAGUGUGGGAAGGGUUUUCGUGUGAGCUCGGGCCUGAUAAUCCAUCAAAAAAGCCACGCAGGGAAGAAACUGUACCAGUGCUCAGAGUGCCCAAAAGGUUUCUGUUUUUGUGGUUAUCUUAUUGUACCUCAAGAAAUGGAUAGUGGGGAGAAGCUGUAUAAUUGUGCCGAAUGUGGAAGAGGUUUCAGCCAGGAAGCCAAUCUCUAUUUACAUCAAAAAUGCCACAACGGGGAGAAACCAUAUGAAUGCCUAGAGUGCGGAAAGACCUUCAAGCUGAGCCAGUCCCUAACUAAGCACCGGAGAAUACACACAGAGGAGAAGCCACAUAAGUGUGAAGAGUGUGGGAAAAGCUUCAGACGCAGCACCCACCUCAAAGAGCAUGAAAGAACCCACACAGGAGAGAAACCGUACACAUGCCCGGAGUGUGGAAAGAGUUUCAGACAACGUUCUUACCUUAGUGGGCACCAAAGAAUUCACACAGGGGUGAGGCCAUAUAUAUGCUUUGAAUGUGGGAAGAGUUUCCGUUGGAGUUCAAGCCUUACAAUGCACGAAAAAUCUCAUACAGGAGAGAAACCUUAUCAGUGCAUGGAGUGUCAAAAAAGCUUCUACAGUCACGAACAGCUUCUUGUGCAUCAUAAAGUUCACACUGGGGAUAGCAUAAUAGAAGUAAAAGCCACAACUUUAGAAAGCUUUAGAAACGGGCCCUAG